AUGGCUUAUCGCUAUCCUAUCGGCCACCUCGGCGCACAUGAAUGGUUGCUUCAUCCUCAGUUUUACGAAGCGACAGAACCGCAUCUCCCUUGGAUCCCAACACCGCACGCGGGGUUCCCUAGCGGGUUCGUCCAUGCCGAACUCACGCAGAUGCACGACUACGUCUGCCUAUCUGGACCGUUCCACAAGCUCACGGACAUGUCCGUGGAAGUUUAUAAGCGACACAGCGAUUUCCUUAGGCGCUGGUGGGAGUCAGGCAGAGUGAGCACGCCCCCGGUGCACGGUGGCGACGAGAGCAAGUUCGUCCUCGCCGACACCGUUAUCGCAAGGAUGCACCAUGCCGUGGUACACGCCGUGGUCGAGCACGGGGUUCACCUGGACAACCUCAUGAUCCUGUCCUCCAACGCGCAGCGGAGUCUUUUUGAGGCCUGGGGCUUGUACUUCUGGUUCCAGGCACCCCAUGUCAACCCUCGUUUGACGACCUGGUCCAUUGUCGGCACGUUCGUCACCGACUACCAACGGCUACGGGAGUUGUAUGACGAGGGCGUGCCGGUCUGGAUCUUCAUCACCCAGGCCAAGUUACUGCAAAACAUGGCGGUCGCCAAAAUCCUCAACGUGUUUCGUGAGGAAGAGAAUUGGGACAUCAAUCGUCAUAGUGGGAAGCCGGUGGAGAUUGCCCUAGCGGGGGCUAACAGUGUCGUCGAUAAGCUGCAAAGGUCUUUGCCGUCAUCGUACGUGACGACCGCGGGGCACAUACACGGUUCUAUCAGUGGUGUUGAGACGAGCGAGUAUCCCGCCCUCGUGAACACCAACGAAUUCGGACUUGCAAGCGUCCAAUUCAACUCCAUCUACCACGCCAGAGAGUCUGAGGCGGUCGCGGGUCCAUCACGCUCGCAGCCCGUGGCGGGUCCGUCGCAUACGACAAAAUCUACGAUGGCUGCCCGUCAAUCCGCGUUGCAGGUUUACGUGCCACAGCUCAAGGGGCAAACACAAGACGAGAAUCGAGGUCGACAGCUUCAGGCGGAAAAGGUGACCUUGUACAACACCAUCGCGGAUCUCAAGCGCGUAUUGAUGCCAGCCCCGAUCCUCGCCGUCUUCAAGAUGCUCAUCACGAGUGUUCCCGUCUCCGUCAACCGUCCGUUCAUGAUGUCGACCCCACCCCUAACGCUUAUCACCGCCGAUGGUACCGCAACGUCAACAAACUGCCGGUAUGGUUGGGUGCAAUUCCAAGCUCUCCUCGGCAGCGUUCGGUUUCUCCACUCGUUGGAGAACGUCCAAUCGUUGCAGUUUGGUCGCAUGGCCUGGAAGGAACUGCUGAAGACCGACAAAUGGUCGAAGCUUUUCGAUCCUGAAGCUGCGCCGCAAUCAAAAGACGAGCGCCUCCUCGUCGUGGUCACGACCAUCCGCGAGCUGGCAAGCAAGUGCCACGUUGCGUUCCCGACAGUCGACCCCAACAUUUCGUACUUUGGCAAGAAGGUGAUCGCCAGCGACGUUCAGAGCGCGGCCUGGGGAUCCCUAAUCAUCUGGGACAUCAACAAACACGCCGUCCACCAGGAUCUUCUCCUCCUCGCUUACCGUUUCCUUGGGCGCAAGUACCGCGACGGGAAGGUGCCAAUGAAGACCUUCGAGGAUACCAUCGCCGCCAUCCGCGCCUGCAUGGCGGACCAUGCUUUCGACUUCGACCGCAAACCUGCAUCUUCGAACGGCUUCAGGAACGCGGACGGGAGAACGUGGGGCGACUAUGUAUACGCGCUGGUGCUCUUGAUGAAGGAUUGGAAGGUCGCAGGGUCGCCGGUGUUGCCAACGUACACGCUGAACAGAGAGCAAAUCUCGAAGUUGUCUUACCUCGCGUACGAAAGAGUGGUCGUCAACGCGUACAUCACGACGUUCCGCGAUGAGUUCCGCCGACUCCCCUCCCUCCCCUUCCAGCACCCCGGCAUCCCUCCUACGUGA
Punctularia strigosozonata HHB-11173 SS5 is the source of this 1953-nucleotide messenger RNA. RefSeq lists its product as uncharacterized. Bases 1 to 1953 code for a protein of 650 amino acids. The transcript is spliced from 2 exons. Lineage: Eukaryota; Fungi; Basidiomycota; Agaricomycetes; Corticiales; Punctulariaceae. The record is from RefSeq and is a predicted model, not a curated record.